GUCGGAAGAGGUCGUCGGUCGUCCAUGCAGCUGCAGACGUUGGCGUACGCCAUCUCCGGCGCCUUCACGCUGCUUUCCAUUAUCCUUUCGGGAUGGCUCAUCUGGACACACUUGCUGUACAAUCCGUCAGCCGGCAUCCGCAAGCACGUGAUCCGCAUCCUCAUGAUGGUCCCCAUUUACGCGCUAACGUCCUACAUGGCGCUGGUAUUCAACGAGUCCAAACUGUUGUUCGAGACUGUGCGCGAUCUGUACGAAGCCUUCGCGCUCUAUUCGUUUCACUGCUUCCUGGUCGAGUAUCUGGGUGGCCAAUCCGUUCUAGCAAGCACCAUGCGCUCCAAGCCGCAGAUGACACACGUCUUCCCUUUCUGCUGUGUACAGCCGUGGUCCAUGGGCGGCAAGUUCCUGCGUCAAACCACCAUCGGCAUCUUGCAGUACAUUCCCAUUAAGCUGCUUAUGAGCAUCGUCAUGCUCAUCACGAGCUUGGCAGGUGUAUACGGAGAAGGAGAGCUCAUGAACCCCCUAGUGAGCUACGGCUACGUGUGCUUUAUCCUCAGUGCGUCGCAGACGUGGGCACUUUACUGUCUGCUGAUAUUCUUCCACGGAGCUCACGAGGAGUUGCAGCCCAUGCGGCCAUGGCCCAAGUUCCUGGCCAUUAAGGCAAUUAUUUUCUUUACGUACUGGCAGUCGAUCAUGAUUAGUGGACUUGUAAGUGUCGGGGUCAUCUCGGAGAAGUGGCAUAUCGGCUGUCCGGACUGCUGGGACGCUCAGAAAAUCGCCUCCGCACUGAAUGACUUUGUCAUCUGCGUCGAGAUGCUGGGCUUUGCCAUUGCCCACCACUACGCCUUCGCGAUUGAAGACUUUUUGUCGCCGUCAGGUACGGCAGGUGUUAGUGUGCCGUCUUCGAACGUCAAGGCACCACUGCUGGCCAAUUUUAUGGACGCUAUCAACGUGACGGACGUGUCGACAGACCUCAAGAACUCCCGGAACGAGAUUCUCACCAAGAAACAGGCGCUGGCUGCCAAGUUCGAGCGCAUGAACUCGACUUCACCUGGUGGUGGCAUGUUUUAAUAGCGUCAGUUAAAAGGGAGCGAUACAGUAAGCACACG
This is a messenger RNA of Phytophthora infestans T30-4, 1106 nucleotides long. RefSeq lists its product as uncharacterized. The record is from RefSeq and is a predicted model, not a curated record. Gene Ontology annotation, molecular function: transporter activity. Gene Ontology annotation, biological process: transport. The transcript has a single exon. Lineage: Eukaryota; Oomycota; Peronosporomycetes; Peronosporales; Peronosporaceae. The coding region runs from base 25 to 1068 and encodes 347 amino acids.